This is a messenger RNA of Cooperia oncophora, 210 nucleotides long. Lineage: Eukaryota; Metazoa; Nematoda; Chromadorea; Rhabditida; Trichostrongylidae. The record is from the annotation of a GenBank genome assembly.
AUGGCCACUCCUUCGUAUCUGAAAAUCGUUAUUCUCGCAAUAAUAUGCAAAAAGAGCGAAUGGCCACUCCUUCGUAUUCUGAAAAUCGUUAUUCUCGCAAAUAUAUCAAAAAGAGGCGAAUGGACUCCUUCGUAUUCUGAAAAUCGUUAUUCUCGCAAUAAUAUGCAAAAGAGGGUGGAGUGGGAGGCAAAAAGAAAUCAAAACCGAUAA